This is a messenger RNA of Lolium rigidum, 432 nucleotides long. RefSeq lists its product as uncharacterized. The transcript has a single exon. NCBI's taxonomy places the organism in Eukaryota, Viridiplantae, Streptophyta, Magnoliopsida, Poales, Poaceae. Bases 1 to 432 code for a protein of 143 amino acids. The record is from RefSeq and is a predicted model, not a curated record.
AUGUCUGCUCCGGCGAGCACCACCACGGUCACGGCGUACGGGUGCGCGGCGUGCGGCGCGGACCUGAACCUGUCGGCGGCGCACCUGUACCCGGCGGGGUGCUACUUCGAGGCGGGGAACAAGGGCACGCUGUCCUUCUCGUGGGUGGACGAGUCCCGGCUGCGGUUCGCGGCGGAGGACAGCAUCCGGCCAUUCUUCGAGACGCUCGACUACUGGGGCAUCCACCGGAAGCGCACCCGCAUCAGCUGCGACGCCUGCGGCCGCCUCAUCGGCUACGUCUACGACGACGGGCCCCCGGUCAUGGAGGGCACCGGCCAGUUCGGGAUGGGGCCCAGCCAGGUCAUCCCGCGACGGCCCAGGUACCGGAUCAAGAUCAAGGCCGUCACCACGUCCACCGGCAACGGCGUCUCCGCCGCCGCCGCGGCGCGCUGA